This is a messenger RNA of Hippocampus comes (tiger tail seahorse), 1486 nucleotides long. Its product is annotated as butyrophilin subfamily 3 member A3-like. The transcript has 9 exons. Lineage: Eukaryota; Metazoa; Chordata; Actinopteri; Syngnathiformes; Syngnathidae. Bases 160 to 1179 code for a protein of 339 amino acids. Gene Ontology annotation, molecular function: protein binding. The record is from RefSeq and is a predicted model, not a curated record.
CGCGAAAGCGCUCAGCAGCUCCUCGCAGUCUAAGUGCACAUCGGGUCUCGGGAGGAUGCGCUAAUUUUUCGGAGAAAACACCGCGGGCACAUUGACAAGUGAAUAUUUUCGGACAUUUCUCUCUCAAAGGAUUUGGUUCUCCAAUCAAAAGCCGCCAGCAUGAUGAAAGAAUGCCUGCGGUUCCUCAUUGAACCAGCUAAAAAACUCAAGAGCCGACUAAAGGAAUCCAGCAAACGAGUGAAGCUGGAAAAAAAAGAGCAGCUGGUCGAAAGUCAAUUAUUUAUCAUGGAGCUGGCCCGGGAACUCAGCAAAAUUUGCCAGAGAUCCAAUGUUCUUCAACAUAUAUGGUCCAGUGAUGAUGUCUGGCCAGCCUGCUUGUGUCGGGACUUUAUUGUGGAAUGGGCCGCUGUGCUGGAGAGGAAAGUGCAGUCAAGAGUCAGCCUGUCAGACUGCCACUACCAAAGACCGGAAAAUGUCAUGCUGGUCGUGCUGAACGCAGACAGGCCUGUUAAGGAGGAUGUGACAAAGGAAUGGCUGGUCAGAAGGCAGAGGAAUCAGAGCAUGGAUGCUGUCCAAUACAUCCCCCAUGGUGUGUGGAAUUGGAUCUGUGAAGCCUCAGAGGACGUGAUUCUGGAUCCAGACUCGGCCAACCCAGAGCUGCUGAUCUCCACGAAUGAAAAGAGCAUGCGGUGCGGCCUGGAGCGCCGUGACGUCCCAUGUUGCAACGGUCGCUUCGACGGUUGGUGGUGCGCUGCUGCUCAGGAGGGCUACGCCUCCGGACGCCACUACUGGGAGGUGGAGGUGGGCCAGCGGGACUGGCGCUUGGGUGUGGCCAAGGCGUCCGCCGUGAGGCGGGGUUUCCGCUCUCUCAACACAGACACGGGGUACCUGACCCUCCGUCUGGAGAGGGGCAAGGAUCUGAAGGCCUUGACGGUGCCCGCCACAUCGCUGCCUCUGACGUUGGCGCCCAGGAAAGUGGGCGUGUAUCUGGACUACGAGCAGGGCCAGUUGUCCUUCUAUAACGUCGACAAGCGGUCUCACGUGUACACCUUCAAUGACAAGUUCACAGAGGAGCUUGUCCCCAUAUUCGGGACGGUGGAGGUGCUUCAGGACCUGCUGAUCAGGUCACCCGGGGUCAAACAACGAUGCCUCUGUCCCGGACCUUGCCUCUGGAGCUAAACUAUACCACAUCAAACAGCGCUUUUGUUUAAAGUAUGACAAUGUGGCUGGCUGUCGAUUUGCUACCUGGGCCUUGAAUAGGGACUUCGUCAACCCUAAUCUACUGAAUACAACUACUAUUCCAAUUAUAGAAACUUAUCAAAAGCGCAAUCGAGUCGAAAGACAGAGCUCCCCCAAGAAUAGCAAUAAUCCACGAGUAAUAGACGCCCAAUUAAGAGAAUUAAAUUUGCCCAAGAGAUGCCAAAAGAUGGCGGCAAACUACUUAUUUUGUGUAAAAGAAACUCUCCAACAGACUUCAAUGUAGUUC